Molecule: messenger RNA, 1831 nt
Organism: Jatropha curcas
Lineage: Eukaryota; Viridiplantae; Streptophyta; Magnoliopsida; Malpighiales; Euphorbiaceae
Product: UPF0481 protein At3g47200
Source: RefSeq, a predicted model, not a curated record
GUCAAAUAGCAGGGUUGGUUUCUAAAUUUGAAAAUUUAUUUUAAUUGUGGUCAGAUCAGUUACCUAUGAAGCACUGGUUAUUGACUUUCUGAAGAGAAAGCUAUUGAGAAAGAUAGCUACACAUACCUCAACUCCUGACUCCAUCCAGAUUAGGCAUCGAGAAUUGCUCUAUCCAUUUCUUUCAUACUACUGCAGGCAAAGACUAUUUGUAUCAGAUCAGAUACAGUUGAAACAAUCUUGUCAUGUGAAUUAUUUUGACUUACCUUUCCAAGAACAAUGGAGCAGCAGAACAAUAUUUUUGAUAUUGAGCUUCUGUCAUUAUGUCGCCGUCUUGAAAGCAAAUUGGUCAAUAAAUCUCCAAUGUCACUUGGCAGCUGCAUAUAUAGAGUUCCUAGUACACUUCGAAAACACAACGAGCAUCUUUUCGAGCCAAAUUUUAUUUCAAUUGGUCCAUAUCAUCGAAUUAAUGUAGAGAAAUUCCAAUUUACAGAGAGAAUUAAACUUUGGUACUUGAAUUGUAUUAUUGCUAGAGCACCGAUUGAUACUUCUGGUAAAACAAGAUUGCAAUCUUUUGUGGAAUCAAUUAGACCCCAUGUAAAGAGAUGUCGCGAAUGCUAUAGCGAAGAAGUGCAAAUACAGACUGAUGAUGAUGAAUUCAUUGAAAUGAUGAUAAUUGAUGGUUGUUUUCUUAUUGAGUUAUUCCGCAGGUUUGCAAAAAUAGUACAACCAAGUGAAGAUGACCCUUUGUUUAAACUGCCUUGGUUGCCAAAAAUUCUAAUGACAGAGUUACUGUUACUUGAGAAUCAACUUCCAUGGUUUGUCUUGCACAGGUUAUUUGAUCUCACAAAGGUGGAUCACGGCGCAGAAACUCGCUCCCUUGUUGAGCUUGUUCAGCAUUUUUUCUUUUGGAAUGCUUUGAGAGCACAAAGUAUUGGAGUAAACUCAAGUAUGGAAUAUAAGCAUUUACUUGAUGUCCAGGGAAAUAUAAUUCUUUCUGGAAGCGAUGAUGCUGGGGGAUAUUUUUUGCGAAUUCCUUGUGUGACUGACCUUCUGAAAGCUGGUAUUGACUUCACCGUUGGAGAAAAGACGAAACUAGUGAAGAUCAUAUUCGAAAAUGGAAUCUUGACAAUUCCACCAUUAGUAAUUUUAGAGAAUGCAGAAUCUUUAUUUCGCAACCUUAUUGCAUAUGAGCAAUGUGACAGAAGUCUAAGAGAUAGAAUUACAGGUUAUGCUGCAUUUUUAGACAAUCUUAUCAAGUCAAGUGAAGAUCUUGAGUAUCUCAAGAAAAAAGGAAUCGUAUAUUUUUAUUUGAGUGCAGAGGAUAUAUCUAAUUUCUUCAACAGACUCUACAAAGAUGCUGAUCUUGUAAAUUACACUUACAGAAAGCUUUCAGAAGACGUCAAUGCAUACUGUGAAUCUCUUUGGCCUCGAUGGCGAGCAAUGCUAUUAAGAGAUUACUUAAACAAUCCUUGGUCAACUAUGGCUUUUAUUGCUGCCACUGUAAUUUUAGUUCUCACCUUCUUACAAACACUUUAUGCCAUCCUUUAUCACUAAGCAUCUAGCUCUUUUUAUGUUCAUUCACUUAGUUUGCCCAUUGCCUGCUUUCUCUGGCCUGCAGUCGCUCUUCUCUAUGUUUUUCUGUAUUUUUAGUUUUUAUCUUCAAAUAAUGGGUGGUUUUUUGAGAUCUGACAUGAAGUUUCACGUCAAUCUUCUCUUUUAGGCAGAGCAUAUAUUUUAUAGUUUGGCUUAAUUGUGUGCAUACCAUGAUGAUGGAUUUGUAAAUUGUAGUGUUUUUCAAAUAUGAGAAAUCAGAUUGUGUUCUAAUGGCGGA